Molecule: messenger RNA, 1432 nt
Organism: Lactuca saligna
Lineage: Eukaryota; Viridiplantae; Streptophyta; Magnoliopsida; Asterales; Asteraceae
Source: the annotation of a GenBank genome assembly
CUAGAAUAAAAUAUUAUAUGACAAUUUGUUCAAUUCAGAAAAUGGAAUAAAGCUAGAGUUAAAGCAGGGAUAACAAAGAAAUAUACUUAAUGCAACGUAUAUACCAAUAAACCAUGGGUGGGAUUCCAACGCUAAACUUCCAAUAACAUGGCAAUGUCACCAUCAUUAUAAGAUCUAUAUAUAAUAAGCUUAGUUUGUGAAUACCAAUAUCCCGGAGAUUUUGUUUAUUUAAGAGUCCUUAUAUUCAAGACGAUAAGAAAAGGUACUAAACAUGCUCAAUAAGACAUUAGUUGUUUGCUAGAAUUUCACAACGAUAAAGUUUUUGGUGUUGAUAAUGGAAAGAGUUGGACCAUCCACAACAGUCAAGUACGAGUGUUUGCUUUUUGAUAUGGAUGAUACACUAUACCCCAUGAGCUUAGGUCUUAAUUCUGCUUGUCGCAAGAACAUUGAAGAAUUCAUGUUGACACACUUGAACAUAGAUGAAUGUGAAGUCCCCACUAUGUGCUUAGACUUGUAUAGAGAACACGGGACAACCAUGGCUGGUCUCAAGGCUCUUGGUUACAAGUUUGAUGAUGAUGAAUUUCAUGCAUUAGUUCAUGGAACCUUACCUUACCACGCUCUUAAACCCGAUCUGGUGCUAAGGAACAUUUUGCUAUCGAUGCCACAACGAAAAAUUAUUUUCACAAAUGCGGACAAAGCGCAUGCAGCUCAAGUCCUGAGUAGGAUGUGCUUAGAAGAUUGCUUUGAAGGAGUCAUAUGCUUUGAAACGCUUAAUACUAAUCCAAUAGAAGAACCACAAUCAAUGAAAUGUAGCAUUAAUGAAACUAACGACAUUAAUACGCUCAACUCUGCAACUCGAAUCAUAUGCAAACCCGCUCUUGAAUCAUUCCAAGCCGCUGCUAUCAUUGCCAAUAUUGACCCUAACAAAACCAUUUUCUUUGAUGAUAGUAUCCGUAACAUUGCCACUGGAAAGGCCGCUGGAUUUCAUACUGUCAUCGUGGGAAGGUCGAGUCUUGUGCCAGGGGCAGAUCAUGCGUUACGAAGCAUCCACAAUAUGAGAGAAGCAUUGCCUGAAUUAUGGGAGUGUGAAGGAGAAGAAUAUACAGAACAAAUGAUGAUACAUUCUACUGCUGUGGAAACCGUUGUCAAAGCUUAGGAUGUAACUUUACAUCGAUACUUAAAUUCAUAUGUAUGUUUAAGUUUUUACUUCAACUUUGUAUGCUUAAUAUUAAAUAUGCUCAGAAACUGUCGAAAUAAUUAAAGGUGUUGCAACAUGCAAGCCGUUGAAGCCUUACUUGUUUCCCAAACUGUUUUUUUUUUUUGGGUUAUCUAUUUCUAAGUUUUAGAGUUGUAUUAGCAAUUAGGAGUUUUAUUUAGUCUCCUAUAUAUAUAGAGCAAUUAUAUAAUUGUUUUUAAUUAUCUAUUUUCUUCC